CGACCCGCAAUCCCUCCCUGCCCGGCUCCGGUUUGGGCGGCGGGACCCGCGUGAUUGCGGUGGGGCGAGGAGGGUCACGGCGGCGUGAGAUACGGUGUCCGCCAUUUUAGUAGGUCAUUUACAGAAUCAAAAUGGUUGAAGCAGAUCGUCCUGGGAAGCUGUUCAUUGGGGGCCUGAACACAGAGACUAAUGAGAAAGCCCUUGAGGCUGUAUUUGGCAAAUAUGGACGCAUUGUGGAAGUCCUUUUGAUGAAAGAUCGGGAAACAAACAAGUCCAGAGGAUUUGCGUUCGUCACGUUUGAGAGUCCAGCAGAUGCAAAAGAUGCUGCCAGAGAUAUGAAUGGAAAGUCAUUAGAUGGGAAGGCAAUUAAAGUGGAACAAGCAACCAAGCCAUCCUUUGAAAGUGGUGGUAGGCGUGGGCCGCCACCCCCUCCCCGAAGCAGAGGUCCUCCCAGGGGCCUUAGAGGCGCAAGAGGCGGAAGUGGCGCGAGAGGACCACCUUCAAGAGGGAGUCACUUGGGGUCUUCUCGAGGGCCACUUCCCAUGAAGAGAGGUCCACCUCCACGAAGUGGAGGCCCUCCACCUAAAAGAUCUGCACCUUCAGGACCAGUGCGUAGCAGUAGUAUGGGAGGAAGAGCUCCUGUGUCACGUGGAAGAGAUGGUUACGGGGGUCCUCCACGCAGAGAGCCAAUGCCAUCACGGAGAGAUGUCUACAUGUCUCCAAGAGACGAUGGCUAUAGUACUAAAGACGGUUAUUCAAGCAGGGAUUAUCCCAGUUCCAGGGAUACCCGUGACUACGCACCACCUCCCCGAGACUACGCAUAUCGUGAUUAUGGUCAUUCCAGUUCACGUGAUGAAUACCCCUCCAGGGGAUAUAGUUUUUCUUCCUAUAGUGAUCGUGAUGGAUACGGUGGUGGACGUGAUAGAGACUACUCAGAUCAUCCAAGUGGAGGUUCCUACAGAGAUUCAUAUGAGAGUUAUGGUAACUCACGUAGUGCUCCACCUGCUCGAGGGCCCCCGCCAUCAUAUGGUGGAAGCAGUCGCUAUGAUGAUUACAGCAGCACACGAGAUGGAUAUGGGAGCCGAGAAAGUUACUCAAGCAGCAGAAGUGAUGUCUACUCAAGUGGCCGUGAUCGUGUUGGAAGACAAGACAGGGGUCUUCCCCCAUCCAUGGAAAGGGGCUAUCCACCUCCUCGGGAUUCUUACAGUAGUUCAAGCCGCGGGGCACCCAGAGGUGGUGGCCGUGGUGGAAGCAGAUCCGAUAGAGGUGGAGGCAGAAGCAGAUACUAAAAACUCUCUUAAACUUUUGGACCAAGACAUUAUUUCUCAAAUGUGGAAGCUGUUCUGUCUUUACUACCUGAGGACUACUAAAAGGAAAAGUUGUUUUUAACCUUUUUUUAUUGUUGCCUGUUAAGUUUUCCCCUCCAUGACUUUUAUGCUUUUGUGAGGAAAAGUUAAAACAAUGUUUAAUAUCAUUUCAAAAUUGUUAACAUUUCUUUCAGAAAGCAGAUGUUAAAUGUAUAAGCUUGAGCUGUGUACUAGUGUUGUAAUUUUCAAAGUAAAGUUUCCCUGAAAUG
Molecule: messenger RNA, 1576 nt
Organism: Hirundo rustica (Barn swallow)
Lineage: Eukaryota; Metazoa; Chordata; Aves; Passeriformes; Hirundinidae
Gene: RBMX
Product: RNA binding motif protein X-linked
Exons: 9
Coding region: 132-1289 (385 amino acids)
Biological process (GO): positive regulation of mRNA splicing, via spliceosome
Cellular component (GO): spliceosomal complex
Molecular function (GO): RNA binding
Source: RefSeq, a predicted model, not a curated record